AUGGCCUGUGGAGGGAAACAGAUUCCAGUUGUCUGUAAUCUUUGUGAGGAAGACUCUAAAAUAAAAUGGAAGUGCCUGAAUUGUGACAUGCUUAUGUGUGAUAAGUGUAAAGAGAAAAUUCAUGUGAAAUUCAAGUUUGCUAAGGAUCAUAAAGUUGUUUCUAUUCAGGAAGUUGGCCUACAUGACGAUGAAAUAGAUUUUUCCAAUAUAAGUUGUACAAAGCAUUUAAAUCAGAUUUGUUUCAUGUUUUGCAAAUCAUGUGACUGUUUAGUUUGCCCACUAUGCAUCUUUGAAACCCAUAAUGGUCAUGGCUUAGUGACCAUCAGAGAGGGAUUUGAAAUAAAAAUUGAUAGUUUAAAGAUGGGAAAAAAGAAUAUCAGAACUAAUAUAGAAGAACUGAACAAGAAUAAAGCAGAAGUAGAGAAUGUUGAUAGGAGAGAACAUUUGAAACAAGACAAUAUCCUGAAAAAACUUAUAACUCAGAAAAUUUUGUUAAUGAAGGAGGUCAAUAAACACAUAGAUAUACUAGAAUCUGAAAUAGUGGAUAGAUGGGAAGCCUUUCACCUGUCUACUAAAAAGAAAGAAAAAGAAGUAGCCAUGUUAAUUGAAAAUCUGGAAUCUCAAGAAACAGAAGUUGAUGAUAUUAUCAAAUCCAAGGAUGCUAAAAAAGUAUUUGUAGAUGGUUUAGGGUUAGUUCAAUCAAUCAAGGAGAAAGUUUCAACAUCGUGCACAGAGUUUAAUUAUCUUCCAAUUUUUCUCCCUGGACAAAUAACUGCUUAUAACAUAGGUUCUUUAGAAAAUAUUUCUAUAACGGGUGAAAUCAAGAUUAUUAAACAAUUUGACACUGAAAUUCCACAUGUGUAUUUUAUGACAGCGUAUUCUGACAAUACAUUGUGGAUUGCUGACCAUGCCACACUACAGAAAAUUAAAAUAGAAGACAGGAGUUUGAGGAUAGAAAUUGAGAAAACAGACAUCAAAAUCUAUGGUAUUGCAUUAACUCCAUCUGAAGAUCUGCUUGUAGUUGCUGGAGGAUCAGCAUUAAAGCAGAUCUGUGGCCUAACAGGAGAGAUGACUGAUUCCAAGUAUAAAGUAAAUGGUUUUACCCUAUCAGCUGUUCAUGUUAAUGCAGAUGGAAAAGUAAUUGUAGGUGCUUAUAGCGGGAAAGUAGUUUACCCAGCUGUAGGAUUUAGACGAGUUGUUAUAAUAAUGGAUAGUAAUGGGAAUCAUGAAUCUACUUAUGAAUAUGACACACAUGGCAAUCCAAUAUUUACUAAUAUUAAGAGUAUAACAAGAACAAUGAACGGUAAUAUAUGUGUAGCAGACAAGUUAUUUGAAGAUAACAGAGGCAGGGUGAUGAUACUAACUGAGAAUGGGGAUGUUUUGAAUAUCUUCGAGGGCCAUUCUGAUGACGAAAUAUCUUUCAAACCAAAUCUAGUAUUCGCUACUCAAUUUGACAAUAUAGUAGUUGCUAGCUUGACCAGUAAUAUAUACUUUCUUAAUAGUGCUGGGAAUUAUAUUGGGUGGUGUGAAACAAGUAAAGUUGGAAUAAUAUAUCCACGCUCUUUUUGUAGUACAGAAUCAGGUCAAACUUAUGCUGGAUGUAUAACACUUCAAAACAGUAGUUGCAAAGCCAAAAUAUAUGAAGUGCGGUUUUCAUGA
Mytilus trossulus (common blue mussel) is the source of this 1659-nucleotide messenger RNA. RefSeq lists its product as uncharacterized. Lineage: Eukaryota; Metazoa; Mollusca; Bivalvia; Mytilida; Mytilidae. The coding region runs from base 1 to 1659 and encodes 552 amino acids. The record is from RefSeq and is a predicted model, not a curated record. The transcript has a single exon. Gene Ontology annotation, molecular function: zinc ion binding.